Molecule: messenger RNA, 1710 nt
Organism: Bactrocera dorsalis (oriental fruit fly)
Lineage: Eukaryota; Metazoa; Arthropoda; Insecta; Diptera; Tephritidae
Exons: 1
Coding region: 1-1710 (569 amino acids)
Source: RefSeq, a predicted model, not a curated record
AUGGUAAAAAUGCAAGAGCUCAUUUGGUACGUGAGCGAGCGCUUGGAUACGGCGAACAGUGUUGGCGUGCAGGAGCUCAUAAUAACGGUGGGCGAGUGCUUGGGUCUCACGCAGACGGUCAUUAGCAAUCGCACCGAUCUACGCUUAACACAGACGAGCCUAAGGAAGGAGUCAAUAAAUGUGGUCUUUUGCACCGCACCGGAUGAUCCCAUAUUGCAUGUACACGAUCUUAUGCUACUAGGACGUCACAAGCGCUUCAGCCUACUCAUUAUGGUGAAUAUGGUGGAUGACUUUCAGGUCGCAGAGCAAGUGUUGUUAGGCUUGUUUAAGUGUAAUUUCGAAAACGUUUUACUAUAUUACUACAGCAGCAACCGGACCAACGAGCUUUUUGGCUAUCUUUACUAUCCGCAGUUUCAUUAUAUAAAUUUCACAAACGUUUUCCAGUCGAUAAGUAACGGGUUACAUAAGCAUUUAAGUGGUGGCGUAGACUUACAGGGCUACAAAUUAUAUACACCGUUGGGUCAGAGUCUACCACAUGUUUUCAGUUAUAAGAAUAGACGUUCACAAACCAUCUGGUGUGGUCCAGGCUAUGAACUGUUGAAGUUAUUUGCGAACUACUGUAAUGCCACUUUCGUAAGCUACGAAAUGCCGAAAGAUCGUCUGGGCGGCAAUGUAAUCGAUAUGAAGGCGGCGCUGGAUCUCGUACGUCACAAAAAAGUGGAUGUAUUGGCACACGCUUAUGCUUUAUACAACACGGACGACAAGCUAGGCAAGAGUUACCCGCUCAUGGUGGUGCGUUGGUGUCUCAUGGUGCCUCUUUGGAAUAGCAUCUCAACUAUGUACUACCCAAUACAACCAUUCGACGAACUGGUGUGGCUUGGCAUUAUUUUUACAUUUGUAGCGCUACUGCUGAUAAGAUGUCUCUGGUGCUGUUGGCUGGGCACCAAUUUGAGCGACAGUGUUUUGGAGGCUAUCUGCAUGAGUAUUGGCUUAUCUGCGCCGGGUGGUAUUGUCACGCCCUCGGUGUUAAAUUUCUUCAGUUUCGCCUGUAUUUUCUUCUAUGGUUUCUUUCUGACUGCCAAUUACACUUCUUUGUUGGGCAGCAUACUUGCGGUCACCAUAUUUCAUGAACAAAUCAACACUAUGGAUGAUCUGAUAGCGUCGAAUAUAUCCGUGAUGAUUAUCGAUUAUGAGCUAGAAUUUCUACUCUCCGACGGAGCUGAAUUGUCAGCGAACUUCUCACGUUUGUUACUGCCAGUAGAUCCGGCCACUUUUAACCAACAUCAAUUGCAGUUGAAUAUAAGUUUUGCCUAUUUUAUUACCGAGGAGAAGUGGCAGAUUUUGAACGCACAGCAACAGGGUCUCAAACAACAUAUCUUCAAGCUCUCCGACAUUUGUUUUGGUUCCUACCAUUUAAGUUAUCCAGUGCAGCCGAAUUGGCCUUUGUAUCGUAAUCUCGCAUAUUAUAUCUAUCGCAUACAUUCUUCGGGUCUGUUCGAUCACUUCAUGAGCACAGCCUUCGAUUAUGCGGUGCAUGCGGGAAUCGUUAAACGUAUGGCAGACUCUCCGGAGUUCAAAACGGCUGGCAUGCAACACUUGUUUGUUGUGUUUUCAAUGCUUUUAGUCAUGCUGACCGCUAGCGCUCUGAUUUUCGUUGUAGAGCUGGUGACUUACAGACUAAGCAGACGUCGUGGAAUUGCAGUCCAGUAA